AUGUAUUACCGAGGGUUAGGUGAAUGCGAUUUAGUAUGUAAUCGGUGGUGGAAUCGUCGGGGCCUCAUCUCGCGGCCGCGGCGUGUCGGCAUGUGUAGUGCGUGGUGUGCGCCGCGCGCGUGUGUGCGUCCGGCUCUCGGGGCGCACUGCUCGAUUAGCGAGGCCGGCACCGCCACGCCGCCUGAUUGGGCCAUCCAUCACCGCCGCCGCCCGCUCCGCCACCCUCCGGCCCUGCGCACGCCGGCAGCCAACACUGCCCCUUGCGCACAGGGCUCGAAGGUGUCUUUUCCGGCGCGCGGUUCCCGCCGCGUUAAUGCCGCGACGCGCGCAGCACAGAUCGAGGCGUAUUUUUAA
Molecule: messenger RNA, 354 nt
Organism: Arctia plantaginis
Lineage: Eukaryota; Metazoa; Arthropoda; Insecta; Lepidoptera; Erebidae
Source: the annotation of a GenBank genome assembly